Messenger RNA from Lepidothrix coronata (blue-crowned manakin), 1107 nucleotides. Its product is annotated as endogenous retrovirus group K member 11 Pol protein-like. Lineage: Eukaryota; Metazoa; Chordata; Aves; Passeriformes; Pipridae. Gene Ontology annotation, biological process: viral process; RNA-templated DNA biosynthetic process. Gene Ontology annotation, molecular function: RNA stem-loop binding; RNA-directed DNA polymerase activity. The transcript is spliced from 2 exons. The record is from RefSeq and is a predicted model, not a curated record.
AUGUUUGAAAAUGAGUGGAAGUCAGCCAUUCGAAAAUAUGUCCAAGAGACUUUUGCUAAUAAAAACAUUCCAGCCAUCAACAUUAUUAAUAGACUCUAUGGUGAUGGGCCUUUCUCAGAAAAUAAACAGCAAGCCAAAUUGCCUUUGGAACAACUGGAUCAGACCAAAGGGUUCACACUCCAGCCACUACCCCCACUACAGUGGAAAUCACAGCAACCCAUCUGGGUAGAAUAGUGGCCACUAAAACAAGAGAAGCUGCGCAUUUUAAAUCAAUUAGUUGAUGAGCAAUUAGAGAAAAACCAUACUGAAGAGUCUGUCAGUACUUGGAACUCCCUUGUUUUUGUUAUUAAGAAAUCAUCAGGACAAUGGUGACUGUUACAAGAUCUGAGAAAAAUCAACGAGGUAAUAGAACCUAUGGGCACAUUACAACCGGGGAUGCCCUCUCCUAAUAUGUUACCACAAAACUGGCCCCUUGCAGUCAUCGAUAUAAAAGAUUGUUUCUUUCAUAUUUGCCUAAAUCCUGUUGACUGUCCUAAAUUUGCCUUCUCCGUCCCUUCAAUUAACUUAGCAGAGCUGCUACGGAGAUUCCAAUGGCGAGUAUUGCCCCAAGGGAUGCGCAACUCCCCAACCUUGUGUCAGAAAUACGUUGCAGACAUUUUAUCUGCUGUCCGAGCUAAAUAUCCCAAUGCUAUUAUCCUAGAUUAUAUGGACGAUAUUUUAACCUGUCAAGAAGUAUUUUCUGUUGUCCAGGACGUGUUACAAGAAAUCAUCGAAAUCCUGAGAAUACAUGAUCUACAUAUCUUGAAAGACAAGAUCCAGUACCAGCCUCCUUGGAAAUACCUUGGGUUGAAGAUCACAGAAACAACUAUCACCCCACAGCAAGUAACCUUAAAUCACAACAUUACUACACUUAAUGACCUGCAGAAACUACUCGGGUCCAUUAAUUGGAUCCGACCAAUAUUGGGAAUAUCCACAGAUGAACUUAAGCUGCUUUUUUCACUCCUCAAAGGAAAUCCAGAUUUAGCUUCGCCCAGGUCACUAACUUUAGAAGCUAAACAAAUUUUAUUCUUUUGUGGAACAAAAGCUGAGUUCGAGACAAAGUCAUAG